Messenger RNA from Fusarium vanettenii 77-13-4, 2337 nucleotides. RefSeq lists its product as uncharacterized. The transcript has 3 exons. The record is from RefSeq and is a predicted model, not a curated record. The coding region runs from base 1 to 2337 and encodes 778 amino acids. Lineage: Eukaryota; Fungi; Ascomycota; Sordariomycetes; Hypocreales; Nectriaceae.
AUGUUUCAGUCGCUCAGGGCUUCUCGUCGCCUUUCAGACCCAAGUAAUGGGUCGCAAGGCAUCCCUAUUAAUGAUUCAGCCCUUCAACUACAGGGUUCGCGAGACCAAGAUUUUACGCAUCAGGAUCUGUCCAACACAACAUCUUUGGCUGGUUGGAAUGAUACAGCCGACGACACUCUCAUCUUGACGACCCAGGGACGCAGUUUCACUGGUUAUGAUGGGUCAUCUUCCGCCACUACGUCUAUCAACUCACUUCCCGAGGAAAAAUGGAUGCUGCGUCCAAAAUUCGGGCCUGCUGCCGUGGCUAUGCUACUCUUAGCACUCUUGUCAACCACUCUCAGCGGCCUAUGGCUUGCCGUUGCCAUCAUUCAGCCGCGAUGGGGAUUCAUGAUCUCAACCACACACGGACUAUCCCCUUCCAACGCCGCGACGUUGACUGCUUUGCUCGGCAAGACGAUUGAGAUAGCUUCCAUCACGGUCUUCAUCUCAUGCAUCGGGCAAGUCCUGAGUCGUCGUGCCGUGGCCGAAGAGUCGGCAGGCAUCACGCUCGCCGACAUCACAAUCAGAAAUUGGGUCAUCCAGCCGGGGUUUAUCUUUACACACCACCAGACACUCCUAGUGGCUGGUCGCACUCUUCUUGGGGCCUUGGCCUUACUGGCCCUAGUCGCCACUAUCCUGUAUACAACUGCUUCAGAGGCCCUUGUGUCUCCAAAGCUGAAAUACGGAAAGUGGGAGACUCGGGAGUUGACAGCCGCAGUGCAUUCUUACUACGGAAACUUUGCGGAAGCGGGCGCGCGAUGUAUGCAGGAGCCAGAUCUCAUCCAGAACACAACCAAGAAAGAAGAAUCAUUUCCGAUAGGGCUAGGUUCGAUUUGUCUCGGCCAUGAGCUUAAAUACAAGUCGACUCGUGAUUUCCUCGCAUUCACUCGGCAUUAUGGCGCAUUUGGUUCAGCAGAGGGUACCAAACUACUUGGCAAUGGGACGAGACCAGUAGGAUAUACACUUCUUCACGACAACGUAACGCUGGAGGCGACACGGGUGGAUACAGAAUACAGCGACGUUGCGGCGUCGUACGAGCGCUGGGGAAGGAUCAUUGACAACGUCACUGUGUCUAUUCCGCAUCCAAGUGUCUGGAGUGCCUCGCGUUUCCCCAGGAAUAAAAUCCUCCAACCUGAGGAUUUAUCCAACGCCGGCGGCUUUUCCAUCAGGGCUGCAGUGGUCUCGCCCACGCUCAACACUCUGUGUGUAAACAUAGAUAAGGAGGAGCUUGCCCCUCUUGUCUAUACAGAGUUUCCUUACAGCGAAAAGGACUUCAGUGAAGAGGAAUACAGUGAGUCCUCUUUUGAGAUUUGGGCUGAAGAAGAAAUGUCGAAAUGGGACAACUCUACCAUUGUAGAUGAUGUAUUCAGAUGGGGCUCCAAGUAUGGGCGGCGGCGACCCGUCUUCGAAUUUCUCCCGAAUGAAUUUCACAUCGUAUACCAUCGCACUAGCCGUCUCAAUGACACAAUCUACGACGCUGGAUAUCUCCUUGCUCAUCUUAACGAACCUGGCGCCGAGUACACUCUCUGCCAAAUGCGGUCUUGGCUUUCGACUGACUGCUCGACGUGGCUUGAAGUUUCUGGCGUUGGUCAGCCGAUAAUGCGUGCUCAUUGUGAAGACGGCGGCGAUGAAUACAGACACGAUCCCUCUGCCUACAAAUCUUCCGAUAACAUCGUGUUACCCGAGUUGUGGCCUUGGAUACUUGGAAUGUGGGAAAGUAGUAUCGCGUUAGAACACACGUCCACGAACGGGAUACUUGGUUUCCAAUUUAUCAUGACGGCCGGGAUAUUGACAGAGCCGGACAUCUGGCCCUAUACUGCCACCAUGUCGGAGAUUUUGUCUGUUUUGCUACUUUCGACACUCACCUUGGCAUCUGUGGACACACAGCUUCGACAUACCUGGGACCACGGCCUAGGCAAAGACUCUUACAUCGUGGAUGGAACCACGGCAACAUAUGGUUUUAACACAACAGAGACUUUCCGCGCUGGGAUUCGGAGCCAGGAAUACACGUCUGGACAUACUGAGAGCUGGCAGAGGCUCUUUUACCUUGUGCUUGGCCCUGCCUUUGCUCUCAACUUGCUGUGCUUGGCCUACCUCGUUCGUUGGUCUGGGUUGAUCAACGACAUCACCGAGCCCCAGAAUCAUUUCUCCCUUGCCAUGAGCAGCUCGCCAUCCUCUCGGAUGGAACGCAGCUAUCCUGAUGGGCCAAAAAAGCAGCACUGGGAAAUGUCAUGGCGUGUUUGCCAAGAUUUGGCCGAUGGCGGAUGUCGAUUUGGCGAUUGCGAUAAGGACCUCUAA